This is a messenger RNA of Toxorhynchites rutilus septentrionalis, 2219 nucleotides long. RefSeq names its product DNA-dependent metalloprotease SPRTN-like. Gene Ontology annotation, cellular component: nucleus. Gene Ontology annotation, molecular function: single-stranded DNA binding; polyubiquitin modification-dependent protein binding; metalloendopeptidase activity. The record is from RefSeq and is a predicted model, not a curated record. The transcript is spliced from 2 exons. Lineage: Eukaryota; Metazoa; Arthropoda; Insecta; Diptera; Culicidae. Gene Ontology annotation, biological process: DNA repair. The coding region runs from base 169 to 2118 and encodes 649 amino acids.
CCUGAAAGAUCAAGACAAACGUAAACAAACAGCUAUUUGUUGUGUACAACUCUUCGUCCGCUACUACUCGAUGGCAGUUUAGCAAAGGUCAAUUAUGAUUCAACCGAGUUCUUUAUUGCUUUGAAUACACACACUAAAUUUCCGUUUUCGAAGGCUUUAGCUCACCAGAUGGGUGCCUCAGAUAACCUCAACAGCACACAAAAUCUAGUCCAUCCGGAAUGGGAAACCAUCGACCCGACGCCGGAUAUCCACGGUCUGUUUCCGAUGUUCGAUCGAAAAUUCUUCCAGGGGAAGCUCGUUUGCGUCCAGCUGGAGUGGAGCAAGAAGAUGUAUAGUUGCGCCGGGAUUUGCUACCAGCGCUCGAAUGCGAUGGGUAAAAGCUGCAUCAUUCGGCUGAGUGAGCCACUGCUGAAGUUGCGGUCGCGCAAGGAUCUGGUCGAGACGCUGCUGCAUGAAAUGAUCCACGCGUACUGCUUCGUGCUGGGCAUCCGAGAGGGGAACGGAGGCCACGGACCACAUUUCAAGAAGAUAAUGCAUGGGAUUAAUAAGAUUGCCGGGACGAACAUAACGGUUUACCACACGUUCCAUGAUGAGGUCAAUCUAUAUAAAACGCACUGGUGGAAAUGUAACGGUGUGUGCCGAAAUAGAGGACCAUAUUAUGGAAUGGUGAAAAGGACUUCCAAUCGAAAACCCGGUCCAUACGAUAUGUGGUGGACGGAGCAUCAAAGAAGUUGCGGGGGAGAAUUUAUUAAAGUCAAAGAACCGGAACCAAAGAGGAAGAAGGUCGCAAACAAAGAAAAUAACCCUGAGUUGGGCGGUUCCCAGGGGAAGAAAACGAAAAACGUGGCAACAGUUCCAGGGAAUAAUCGAAUAUUCAAUUAUUUCAAUGGCAGCACUCCCAAUUCAGGUGGCUCUCAAAAUUACAAUGGCAAGAAAAAGCCCUAUUCGGGAACCAUGGCUAACAUCGGUGGUGGAACGGUUGUUGUUCGGAAGCCACCCAUCACAAAAACUGUCAAGAAACCUCAGACAGAGGUGGAAAAGCCGAUUGGUGUCGUCAAAAAACCAACUCCAGUCGUUCCGCCUGGGAGCAAUCUUAAGAACGUGAAACAAUUUAAGGACCUUGCCGAUAGUGAUUCGGAUUCUAGUCCCGUGAAGAAUCCUGCGGUUCCACUCUUUCUCGGGACUGGACAUACUUUGGGCGGAUCCUCGGGAGGUCCAAGUCGUGUGGGACAAAUUGGCAAUGCCCGAAAUAGUCGUCUGUUGGCUCAGUUCUCCCCGCAGCAAAAGAAACCCCGAAUCGAAACAAAGCAGGAAACUAUCGAUCUUUCGGAUGACACGGAUUACAUCUUCGAGGAGAUUGACGUGGAAAAGAUCAAACAGGAACGACAGGACGCGAUCAAGAAGGAGAUUCUCGAUUCUUUCGCGGAUGACGAUAUGGAGGACAUAAUACUGAUUGAUGACGAAUACGACGAUGAUGCCGAUAAUGUUGGGCAGUUGGCCAAUCUUGAUGACUCCCUCACGGACACAUCGGUGAUCGAUGAGCUGUUUAGCGAAAACGAUGCGCUAAUCGAGGAAUUCAACCAAACCAACGCCCGGGUGAAAGUCGAACGGGAAGAGGACGAAAUCGUCUCCUGUCCGAUGUGUUUGAAGAAGAUAAAACGCUCGGAGGUUGGCGCUCAUCUCGAGCGAUGUUACAGCGCGCUGCUUGGAGACGAUGACUCUGAGGUGCAAGAAGUGAAACCAAAAGUGGCAUUCGAUCCGGAUUUACCGUCCACAUCCAGAGCUGGGGUGACGAAGACGAGCCAAACGACGAAAGCGAGCCAAAGCAAGGAAUCGGAACGGGAGGCGCAGAAGAAAAUCCUGCGAGAAUGCGGUUAUAGCGAUGAGGACAUCGCCAAUGCGCUGGCCAACAUGACGGAUGACGAGGAGGAGGAGGCCGAUGGGCAGCAGAACAACAAACAGAUAAAGGCAAACGAAUCGAUUGAAAGUCGUUUGCUGAACGAUGUGGAUGAAAUUGAUCUGACCACGAUUGGGGAGCAGUGUGAAUGUCCUGUUUGUGGGCGGAAGGUUCCCUUCGAACAGAUUAAUCAACACUUGGAUGGUUGUUUGGGGGCGUAAUGUUGCUUUGGUGUGUAUCUGCGAACAAUGUUUUUAUUUUGUUUUGUAAUAUUCAUUAAUAAAACGUUAAUUGAUGGCUUUAUUAUUCAGAGCGGAUUUGA